AAAAUUAGUUGUACAUUGCAGUUAUCCCGACUCAAUUAUGUAUCACAGUUAUUGUUAUAAUAAAUAAUAUAAAAUUCCAUAAAUGACAAAAUGUUUUCGGUCCAUUAAGUAGUUGUAAGGAAAUAAUUUUUUCUUGUAACAAUAGUUCAAUUGAAAAUUAAAACAUAAGUGUCGGUUUUACAAUGUUUAUAAAAUUAUUAAAAUCAAUAUUAAUAUUUUCUACAAUUCAACUAUGGUACAUUGCUGUUGAAGCCGUAAACUCAGGUAACAAUGAACAAACAAUUUGGAGCGAUACUUGGACUGAUAAGCUUAGAAGGGAUUUACUCAGGUUUUAUGAUCGAAAUUCUAGACCAGUUAUUGGCAAUAAUCUCACUUAUGUUACUAUGAAUCCAGUUAUAAAAUAUGUGGAUAUGGACUUUAAACAAUCAAUAAUGACUAUUAAUGCUUGGAUAUCAAUGACGUGGCAAGAUGAAAAGCUUCACUGGAAUUCAUCUCAAUAUGGUAGUAUAAAAGCUGUAAAUAUGGCAUUUGAUGAAAUAUGGAUGCCUGAUAUAGUGGCUUACAACAGCGCUGAUGGAAAUCAUGAUGAAAUGUAUGGAAAGACUGGUUGUGUUGUUCGCUCUAAUGGUAUGGUUCAUUGGAUACCACCCGCAAAGUAUAGAGUAUUUUGUGACGUGGACCUAACCAAUUGGCCAUUUGGAGAACACACAUGUUCCUUGAGAUUAGGCUCGUGGACUUAUGACGGAAAUUCAAUUAGCAUGCAAAUAAAUCAAAAUAUAAACCCAUUAGACAUGAUAAGUUUAGAUGGAGGAUGCAAAUGGGAAGUGACUAAAGUAACACAAAGACGUAGAGUGGAAAGUUACUCUUGUAAUUCAAAUGAUACGUAUGAAGACAUACAUUAUAGCAUAUCUAUAAAAAGAAAAAUACCUACUUAUAAUAGUGUGGUCAUCAUACCAGCUUUAGUGGUAGUUUUGCUCACACUUUCUGUCUUUUGGCUGCCUCCGGAGUCUUCUGAAAAAUUUAUGUUAAGUGGUGUAACAUUGGUUAUAAUUUGCAUUGUUUUAAUGACGAUAUCUAACAUUAUACCAGUCAUGAGUGAUCGGAUACCACUUAUAGUUUUGUUCUACUCAAAUUCUUUGGGCAUGGUGACACUUUCCAUGGUUUUUUCAGUUAUGUUACAUAACUUGGCUAAAUCCACUCAACCAGAGGAUAAAAUGCCAAAGUGGAUAAAACUAUUACUUGAUACAAAAUUUGGUACUGUUUUAAGGUUUACAUCACAAAAGGAUAACCAAGAGGAUAAUCUUUUGGAGAAUUCAAUAGAAAAUAAUAAAUCUAAAAUCAAAGUGAAAGAAAAUCAGUGGUAUUACCUUGCAUUGAUAUUAGAUAGAUCUAUGUUUAUUAUAUAUCUUUUCCUGUUUAUAGCUAUGGUGGUAUACUUUUUUAAGUAAUUGACAACUGUAAAUUUUGAUUUUUGUAAUAGUGCUAAAAUAAAAUAAAUUUAAAUUAAAACAAUUGAUUUAUAUUGUAUAAUUGUUUAAUAUACCAAUUAUAAAUACUAAUGCUUUAUAUAAAAUUUAAUUGAAGUACUGUGAUUAAAGAAAGAGAUUGUUGAUAUGUUGAUUUUUAAGGUAACCUUGGAGAAAAAAAUAUUUAUAGUAGUUAAGUACAUUUUUAUAUUUAAACAUUUUUUAGUGACAUAAAAUCAUAUAUUUCUUACU
Messenger RNA from Daktulosphaira vitifoliae (grape phylloxera), 1718 nucleotides. Its product is annotated as acetylcholine receptor subunit alpha-type acr-16-like. Gene Ontology annotation, molecular function: transmembrane signaling receptor activity; acetylcholine-gated monoatomic cation-selective channel activity. The coding region runs from base 183 to 1448 and encodes 421 amino acids. The record is from RefSeq and is a predicted model, not a curated record. Gene Ontology annotation, cellular component: postsynaptic membrane; synapse; neuron projection. The transcript has 9 exons. NCBI's taxonomy places the organism in Eukaryota, Metazoa, Arthropoda, Insecta, Hemiptera, Phylloxeridae. Gene Ontology annotation, biological process: monoatomic ion transmembrane transport; chemical synaptic transmission; signal transduction.